Molecule: messenger RNA, 1248 nt
Organism: Laccaria bicolor S238N-H82
Lineage: Eukaryota; Fungi; Basidiomycota; Agaricomycetes; Agaricales; Hydnangiaceae
Exons: 9
Coding region: 1-1248 (415 amino acids)
Biological process (GO): base-excision repair; base-excision repair, AP site formation; DNA alkylation repair
Cellular component (GO): protein-DNA complex; nucleus
Molecular function (GO): DNA-3-methyladenine glycosylase activity; DNA-7-methylguanine glycosylase activity; alkylated DNA binding
Source: RefSeq, a predicted model, not a curated record
AUGCCCGUCGUUACGCGCUCCCUUGUUCGUUCACUCGGCAAGGCCACGACCUCUCCGCAAGCGCCUCCGAGUCCCAAGAAACGCAAGGCUAAUUCGACAGCAAUCCUAGACUCCAAUAAACGGGCACGACGCAAUGGCAACGGUAGCAAGAAGGAAACCCCUUCAACAAACAACACUGAUGCGGGACCUUCGAGCGCAAGCAUUACGUUGAACUCGCUCGUGCCAGCUGUCCUUAGUUUUGAUUUCGAGUUGGCCAAGAAUCACCUGGUCAGCGUAGAUCGACGGUUUCAAGACUUAUUCCUCAAGAUGCAAUGUAAACCGUUCGAACACCUGGAGCAACUUGAUCCAUUUCGGUACGAUAAUUUGAACUUUCCCAAAUGCAGAGGUCAACAAAUUUCCUGGUUGGCAGCACGAUCAAUCACGCAUCGGUUCAUUAGGCUAUAUCACCCCUCCAUACCAGAAAAGCCAGACCACCAGAUGAUGAAAUCUUAUUUGCAUCUCUUCCCGACCCCACAGGACAUCGUUGAUACUGAUAUUGCCACUCUCAGAACAGCGGGACUCAGUGCACGCAAAGCAGAAUAUGUCAAGGAUCUGGCCUCACGAUUUGUAGACGGUAGAUUGUCCACAGAAAAGUUGCUGAAUGCCGACGACGACGACUUGUACAGUAUCCUUAUUGAAGUCAGGGGCAUUGGAAGAUGGACAGUCGACAUGUUUGCCAUAUUUUCACUCCGGCGUCCCGAUAUCCUUCCUGUGGGUGAUCUGGGUGUCCAGCGGGGUUUGGUCCGUUGGUUUUUAUCCCUCCAUUUGCCAACGCACCUCUUCGCACUAUCACCUGAAAAGGUAUCUGGUCAGGGAAAAUCCAUAGAGGCAACUUUGAACCUGUCUGCCUCCGAAAGUGAUGAUGCGCUGCCUGAGGUGGUGGAUGCUGCAUAUAAAUCUAGAGCGGUCGAAGACGUCGCUACAGGUGACGGGACCCCUAUAUCUGAGGAUGAAGACGUUGAUCUCCCUGCUGUGCCUCCUCCUUUCACACCCUCUAUUCACAAGACACUUAAUCGUUCCACUUCCACGGAACGUCUCCCUCUUCCUGAAGGAUUAACCGUUGCCACGCUGAAGAGCAGGCUCGAGGGAAAGAAAAAGAUCAGAGGGGCGUUUCUAACUCCACAAGAAAUGGCAGCACUGACAGAGCGCUGGAAACCCUACAGAAGCUUAGGUGUCUAUUACAUGUGGUCUCUAGCCGCCGCAGAAUAA